AUGGUAUGCGUACAGCUGACGACAAACGGAUGUCCAGGUGGCGCCAGGGGCAUAGGGCUUGCUCUCGCCGAGACGGUGGCCGCACUGGGGAGUGAUGUGGCUAUUUUGGACGUCCUUGAGCCAGAACGUCCAUUGGCCGAAAUUGAGAAGGGUUACAAGACUAAUUUUAAGUAUUAUCGAAUGGACGUUACAUCAAAGGAUGACAUGGAUGCUGCCUUCAAAAACGUUGUCAACGAUUUUGGACAAAUAGACAGAUGCAUCACCUCCGCCGGGAUUGCACUGGACAAGCCAUUCCUUGAGCAUACAUGGGAAGAGUCUAGCCGCAUCCUUGAUAUCAAUGUGCUCGGAUCAUUCUUCAGUGCGCAGCUGGCCGCAAAACAGAUGGUGAAACAAGAAACCGGGGGAGCAAUUGUUAUGAUAGCCUCGAUUGCCGCACACUGUGCAAUCCCUGCUCAACGCGUUUCCAUCUAUGGCGCAUCCAAAGCGGCCAUUAAGCUGCUUGGACAGACGAUGGCCGUGGAGAUGGCCCCUUUCAAUAUCCGAGUAAACACUCUUUCGCCAGGGUUUAUUGCAACUAGCAUGUCUCAGCAGUUCACUGAGAUUCAGGAUGUAUUCCAAACGGUGCCUCCUAUCCGGCGAAUCGGACGUCCUGAUGACUUGACUCUCGCGGUGGCGUAUCUGCUCAGUGAUGGGGCGUCGUAUACAACUGGGGCGGAUAUAGCAGUCACCGGGGGGUUGCAUAACGGACGAAUUGAUAUAUAA
Messenger RNA from Aspergillus versicolor CBS 583.65, 762 nucleotides. RefSeq lists its product as uncharacterized. Gene Ontology annotation, cellular component: intracellular anatomical structure. Gene Ontology annotation, molecular function: oxidoreductase activity, acting on NAD(P)H, oxygen as acceptor. The record is from RefSeq and is a predicted model, not a curated record. The transcript has 4 exons. Bases 1 to 762 code for a protein of 253 amino acids. Lineage: Eukaryota; Fungi; Ascomycota; Eurotiomycetes; Eurotiales; Aspergillaceae.